Microtus oregoni (creeping vole) is the source of this 2389-nucleotide messenger RNA. RefSeq names its product signal peptide peptidase like 2A (gene Sppl2a). The record is from RefSeq and is a predicted model, not a curated record. NCBI's taxonomy places the organism in Eukaryota, Metazoa, Chordata, Mammalia, Rodentia, Cricetidae. Gene Ontology annotation, molecular function: aspartic endopeptidase activity, intramembrane cleaving. The transcript has 16 exons. Gene Ontology annotation, biological process: membrane protein proteolysis. Bases 88 to 1719 code for a protein of 543 amino acids. Gene Ontology annotation, cellular component: cytoplasmic side of endoplasmic reticulum membrane; lumenal side of endoplasmic reticulum membrane; Golgi-associated vesicle membrane.
GGGCGGGGCCGGAAGAGGAAGUCGGGGCUGCAGCCCAGAGGUCCGGGUACCGCCAGCGCCGCCAGCGCCCAGCUGCCCGCCCGCGGGAUGGGGCUGCUGCUGCACUUGCGGCACGCUCCCGCGGCCGCUCUGCUCUGGAGCUGCCUGCUGGGACUGACAGCUGCUCAGGAAGCCAUCCUGCACGCGGCCGCAGAUGGCUCAUCUUCACUUUCCAAGGACUAUUGCAUGCAUUAUAACCCCAAAUGGACAAGGCUUCCAAGUUCCCUAGAAAAUGCAACUUCUCUUAGCUUGAUGAAUCUGACUGGCACGCCACUGUGCCACCCUUCUGAUAUUCCUCCUGAUGGCAUAAAGAACAAAGCAGUGGUGGUACAGUGGGGAUCCUGCCACAUCCUUGAAAAAGCCCAAAUUGCCCAGAGAGGUGGUGCUGAAGCAUUGCUGAUCGCUAACAGCAGUAUUCUGCUUCCUUCCUCAAGGAACAGUUCUGAAUUUCAAAAUAUGACAAUACUAAUUGCAGUGAUAAGCCAAAGAGACUUUAAAGAUAUGAAACAGACUCUAGGAGAUAACGUUACCGUGCAGAUGUAUUCUCCAUCCUGGCCUAAUUUUGACUAUACUAUGGUGGUUAUUUUUGCAAUCGCUGUGUUCACUGUGGCAUUAGGAGGAUACUGGAGUGGAGUCAUUGAAUUGGAGAACAUGAAGGCAGUGACAGAUGCGGAAGAUAAAGAGAUGCGGAGAAAGAAGGAAGAGUAUUUGACUUUCAGCCCCCUCACAGUUGUCCUGUUUGUGGUCAUCUGCUGUGUGAUGAUCGUCCUGCUCUAUUUCUUCUACAGGUGGCUUGUUUAUGUUAUGAUAGCAAUUUUCUGCAUAGCAUCAGCAAUGAGUCUGUACAACUGUCUUGCUGCAUUGCUUCAUAGGAUGCCAUGCGGACAGUGCACGAUUUCCUGUUGUGGCAAAAGCAUUAAAGUAAGCCUGGUUUUCCUCUCUGGACUGUGCAUCUCAGUCGCUGUUGUGUGGGCUGUGUUUAGAAAUGAGGACAGAUGGGCUUGGAUUUUACAGGAUAUCUUAGGAAUUGCUUUCUGUCUCAACUUAAUUAAAACAAUGAAGUUACCCAAUUUCAAGUCCUGUGUGAUACUGCUAGGCCUUCUCCUGGUCUACGAUGUGUUCUUUGUCUUCAUAACACCGUUCAUCACAAAGAAUGGUGAAAGCAUCAUGGUGGAACUGGCGGCUGGGCCUUUCGAGAAUGCUGAAAAGAAUGAUGGAAACUUUGUGGAAGCCACUGCUCAACCCUCAGCUCCCCAUGAGAAAUUGCCAGUACUUAUCAGGGUGCCAAAGCUGAUCUGUUACUCAGUAAUGAGUGUAUGCUUCAUGCCCGUUUCAAUAUUGGGUUUUGGAGAUAUUAUUGUACCAGGCCUUUUGAUUGCAUAUUGUAGAAGAUUCGAUGUUCAGACUGGUUCUUCUUCUAUAUACUAUAUUUCAUCCACAAUUGCCUAUGCCGUUGGCAUGAUAAUUACGUUUGUUGUCCUUGUGCUGAUGAAGAAGGGGCAGCCUGCUCUCCUCUAUUUAGUACCUUGUACACUUAUUACUGCCUCAGUCGUUGCUUGGAGUCGUAAGGAGAUGAAAAAGUUCUGGAAAGGUAGCAACUAUCAGGUGAUGGAGCACCUGGACUAUUCAACAAAUGAAGAGAGCCCAGGGACCACUGGUGAGCAGGCUGUGCAGCAGUAAUAACGUGGACCUACAAGGAUGUGCUAUUGAUUGUUUUACAAAUAGAAUUUGCCCACCCCACUCCAUCCCCCCCCCCUUCUUUCUUUUUUGCUGUUGGAGACAGAGUCAGUACUGAAACUCAUUGUCCUCCUGCCUCAGUCUCCCAAAUGUUUGAGGACUAUAACUGGGAAACACCAUGCCCAGAAAGUUUGAAAUCAAAAUUUGAACUGAAAAUUGGAAACAUUUGCAAUGAUGUUUGCCAAUCCAUAUAUUUUUAUGAGCUGGUAAAAUUCAUUAUACAUAGCGAAAAUGCAUUUCCUUUUAAUUAUGUUAAAAUUGUGCCUUCACAAUCAAUGAAAAACAUAGGGUUUGUGUAGUUUCUAAUGUAUUAUAUACAUUAUAUUUUUCUAAAAAAAAAAAAGACACUUUGACCCUCCCUUGUACUUUUCUAAAAUAUUUCUCCAAAAUCCAAGGAUAGUUCAUUUAUAAGUGUCAAAUCAAGUUUCUUUCUUUUCUUUUUUUCUUUUCAAGACAGGGUUUCCCUGUGUAGCUUUGGAGCCUGUCCUUACCAGGCUGGCAUUAAACUCACAUAGGUCCACAUGCCUCUGCCUCCCAAGUGCUGGGAUUAAAGGUGUGCGCCACUGCUCGACUCAAAUCAAGUUUCUUGAAUAAAUGUUUUGUUUAAGAUUUA